Funneliformis mosseae is the source of this 600-nucleotide messenger RNA. NCBI's taxonomy places the organism in Eukaryota, Fungi, Glomeromycota, Glomeromycetes, Glomerales, Glomeraceae. The record is from the annotation of a GenBank genome assembly.
AUGAAAUGUAAAGCAGACAAUCAAGAAAUAUUCAUAAAUAUAACGCACCAAUUAUUCAACAAUAAUAGCAUGUUUCGUAUAAUCGUUGGAAUCCCACCAACACGCAACCAUACUAAUUUUCGUAUUGGGUACUACAACUUUCGAGUUGGAGGAAAAUACUUGAGACUUGAGGAAUUAUUCGCCGCCGAAGGACGAAAUCUUGAACGUAUCUGCGACCGGGACACCUUAUUCUGUGAGGAACAUUGCUCAAAAAAGCAAGAUACUUUUGUUUUUCAGAAACAGAUUCGAGAACAGCUUUCUAUGGAUCACACGCCCGCAAAGGCAGACAAGACCAGCACAACUAUUAAAAGGAAAUGGACGAUACAAUUUAGAAUCCUAAUAAAAAAUAAUCUUAUAUACUCUUGUUACUUACCCGUUAGUAUGUCAUUGAUAACCAUCCCGGUCUGUAUUCGUCCUCAAAUUUAUCCUGGUCCAACACCAUUUUUUGUCGAGACCAGUAGGAGGCAAGCCUCUAGAAAUCCAAAUAGAUUAGAAGCUGAGAUUUUUGCGAGUGAGACUUACCCUUGUAGCGGUUUAACUAGUUCGCUCAUAGUUGAUUAA